GAGGCGUACAGCUAUGCAAAGACCGUGUCGUGGAGGUACACUGCCAUUACGCACGAUUACGCACUGACAGCUACUUUGAAGGGAAGAGCGCUGAGCGCAGCGGAGAGGAAUUUGGGUUUUCCUGACGAAUACAGGUUGCACUUCUUCAGUCACUCUCAGCCCGUCCUCAUCAGAACAACUUGAUCUUCAGAGCAGAGCCCAGCGCCAUCCAUCCGCACAGGAAUGGUGGAUCACUUGCCACUUGGUGAGGAGACCUUCCUGUGUUACACCGACUCACCAGGGUCCGACUACUGCCUCCAUCGCUACUCCAAUGGUGGCGUGUCACCAGGCAUGAUGGUGACUGACACGGGCAUCUACCACCACCACCACCACCCCUACGAAGGGCUGACCUUGUCCUCCUCCCCUCGUCUCUCUGAGGAUGACCUCAGUGACUCCUCCAGCCCUCGUUCAUCGCUCUGCUCCAGCCCUGAGUCGUCGUCGCCGACGUUUCGUCACGCUCUCAACUCCAGCUGUGAAAGCAGGAGCAGCAGGAGCAGUGAGAGCUGCAGCUCCUCUGGAGGAGAGAGUCAAGACAGCCUGCUGGACCUCCUUCUCUCACAGGCCUCUCACAGCAGCAGCUCUCAUUCUCCGUCUUCUCUGCCUCUCUCCUCCCCAACCUCAUCCUCCUCUUCAUCUGCCCCUCUUUUACCGAUGGGGCUGGCCUGGGACUCUAAGAGGGAGCAGCGGCUGAGUCUCCUUCAGCAGCAGGCCAAAGAGGACUCCUACGAGUUCCCCGUGUUCCUGGACGAGCUGCAGGAUCCAGCAGCACUUCUUUUUCAGCCGACUCUGGAGGAGAUCGAGGAGUUCCUGGAGGAGAACAUGGUUGUGGCGAUGGAGAAAGACGAGGAGGGGAGUGAUGAGGCAAUGUCACAAACUUCAGAGGAUGCUGAGGUGGAAAGUUCAAGAACUUUAGCAGGAGAUUUCUCAUCAGUGCCUCAGAACUCAGAUCAGACUGUGCCUGUGGCUCAUUCUCCUCUUUCCUCCUACAAAGAGACCAAACAUACACCGUCUGACGUGGACAGCUCACUUUCAACAGUGGAUGUUAGCUGUAUAAGUAGCCCUAGCUCUUCGAGUGUUGGAGUUGAUGGGAUCAAACAGGAGGACUGUGGCUCACUGCCAGCCUCCUCAGAUGGUACCAGUGCAGCUUCCAGUGUGCCUGUUAUCCUACAAAUUCAGCCAAUACAGAUCAAACAAGAACCCAACGCCAGUGCCAUUUCAGAUGCUGUCACACAGAAAACCAAAUCCCAGCCGACCCCGGCCCAGCCGGAUAUCAAAAUCGCCCAGCUCCUGGUCAACAUCCAGGGCCAGACCUUUGCCUUGGUGCCUCAGCUGCUCUCCCCGGCAAACGUCGGCAACUCGAGCAAAACCGGAAUCGCCACUUCAUCCAAAUUUGUGCGGAUUGCUCCAGUGCCCAUUGCUGCCAAGCCGAUUGGACUUGGAGAAGGCGGGUUGGGCGGGGGUUCCUCUUCGGGGGUCCUAGCUGGAGGUCAGAGGUACCAGAAGAGUGCAGUAGCAGAUCUCAUUAAAAUGCACAAGUGCUCUUUUCCUGGCUGCAAUAAAAUGUACACCAAGAGCAGCCACCUGAAAGCCCACCUGAGGAGGCACACUGGAGAGAAGCCGUUCGCCUGCACAUGGCCUGGCUGUGGAUGGAGGUUCUCCCGAUCUGACGAACUCUCCCGACACCGGCGCUCCCACUCCGGAGUGAAACCGUACCAGUGCAUCGUCUGUGAGAAGAAGUUUGCCCGCAGCGAUCACCUGUCGAAACACCUCAAAGUCCAUCGCUUUCCACGAAGCAGCAGGACAGGGCGCUCUGCAAACUGACUCCCGUGACCCCCGCUCUGACGGACUGACGCUGAGCGGAGAGAGAGAGAGAGAGAGAGAGGGCGAGUGGAGAGGAGAAGGGGGGAAUGCGUCCGUGUAUGUGCGUGUGACGAAGGACAGAGGAGGACGGGGUAAAAGUCCAAACACCUUUAAAAGGAGUCUGUGCAGGACUGGCGUGUUUUUAUGCUCGAAUAUGUACGGCUGACGUACGCUCAUGGUACUGUGAUAAUUUAUUGGGUGGCGAGGAAAAGACUGUAAAACUGAAGCAGAAAACUGUUACUUGACACAACACCCUCACAGGUGGAAUAAGCUUCAUGUAUAUUUUUAUUUCAAAUCUUCUUUUUUUUUAAUAUUUGAGGAAAGAUUUGCUAUCAGAGUAUUUUUACACUUUAACAUGUGUGUUAUAUUGCAGGAGUGAAAAGCCUUAUUACACUACAAGUCAUCACCUAUAUAAUGGUUGGUUUUCUACCUUUAUAAAAACAGAUGUUUCAAGGUAUUAUCAAAAGAUUUUUAAUGGCUUUAAUUUAAUUUAUGAGGGGCCUUGGUUUAAUGUUCUCAAAGACAGCGGAGUAAAUGAUGAACAUUCCUUUAGCUUUGAAUAAAUGAUGCUUUUGUUGCCUUUGCCACAAACAAAGCUCGAGUCACUUCAUUUCACCUUCAAAGAAAACAGGAAAGCUUAUUUCUGUGUGCCCUUGAGUACGAGAGCUCAGCAGUGUGGUUUUAUAAGUAAAAAUCCCAUUCAGUUUCUCCAUAACAGUUUUAUUUUUUAGCCAUGAAGUCACAACCAUCCAAGGCAAACUCACCCUGAGAUACUCUAGUUUGACACAAUGGUAAAUUCUCCUGCAGAACAAUGGUUCCUAACCUUUUCUUUCUCAUGGACCCUGGUACUUGUUCCUAAGAAAAGCUGAGCCCCCCAUGAUCCACACACACACAAAAAAGACAUAAAAUUCAAUUUUUUUCAGUGAUAACAUCUCAACAGAAAAGGUCUAUGCACACUUGCUGCUGCCAAAAGAUCCAUUCUUAUGUAUCAGUGCCCAACCUGGACCCCAUGCUGGGAACCACUACUGUAGAAAACACAAACUCAUAAGAUAUCAAGCUUUUUAAGAAAAAAAGAAUGGUUUAUGUAUGAUAUUGGGGAACAGAACUACACUACCCACAAUCCUAGAGUAUCACAGCAAUGUCUCUGAUUGUCGGAGACCAUGAAAAUGUCCACCAGCCAUGCAAACCUUGGCUUUGGAUGUCAGAACUUGCAGUCUGAGACCCCCUAUGAUGGGCUAAAGAUCUUAGAGAGAGCUUUAGAUUUGCACAUUUUAACUGAAACACUUAUUAGUUUAUACAGAGGCCGUUUAAAAAUCAAUGCUAGUUUUUGACUGGGAUUUGCAGCGUCUUAGCUUUUCUUCGAUACACAUGCUGUCGGGGUGUAAACGUGCAAAAAGAGUGGAUUGGCCAGAUUCCACGUCUGUCAUCAGGCAGAUCUAUCUUGCAAAGCCCUGUCAGAUUGGACAGACCAAUCAGCAUCAUUUGAAGAGAAUAAGGGGUACUUAUGGGCCGGGUUUAGUUGCACUGCAAGCCAAUAGAGUGGUAUUGCAAUUAGCUCGGAUGUAGCUUUUGUAACCUGGCAUGCCAGAUUGAUUUGUUUCACACAUCCAUCUGGAAAACUUCCCAUAGACAGUAUUUGGGAAAGGGCAGAGCCUUUG
Molecule: messenger RNA, 3557 nt
Organism: Cheilinus undulatus (humphead wrasse)
Lineage: Eukaryota; Metazoa; Chordata; Actinopteri; Labriformes; Labridae
Product: Krueppel-like factor 15
Exons: 3
Coding region: 223-1860 (545 amino acids)
Biological process (GO): regulation of transcription by RNA polymerase II
Molecular function (GO): RNA polymerase II cis-regulatory region sequence-specific DNA binding; DNA-binding transcription factor activity, RNA polymerase II-specific
Source: RefSeq, a predicted model, not a curated record